AUGGCUACAGAUUGUUUCAGCAAGUGGGUAGAAGUCCACACGGCGGAGUCCGUGCAGUCGACCACAUUGAUAGAGUUUCUUGCACAGGAAAUAUGUUAUCGAUGGGGGUUUCCGGAGGUGGGGGUAACGGACAGUGCCGCGAUGUUCUUAGGCAGGAACUGGGAGCAGUUCUGUCAAAAGAACGAAAUCACAAUACGAACUAGCCCGGGAUACCACCAGCAGGCCAACCCUGUAGAAAGGCAGGUUCAAGAAUUAAAGAAGAUGUUGCGAGCUGCCUUGAUAGGCAAAGACGAGUCGCACUGGGAGCGAUGCCUCGCAGAAAUCAUAUUCAAUUUAUGA
This is a messenger RNA of Leptinotarsa decemlineata (Colorado potato beetle), 339 nucleotides long. RefSeq lists its product as uncharacterized. Lineage: Eukaryota; Metazoa; Arthropoda; Insecta; Coleoptera; Chrysomelidae. The record is from RefSeq and is a predicted model, not a curated record. Gene Ontology annotation, molecular function: nucleic acid binding. Gene Ontology annotation, biological process: DNA integration.